Boleophthalmus pectinirostris (great blue-spotted mudskipper) is the source of this 3544-nucleotide messenger RNA. Its product is annotated as RPA-related protein RADX. Gene Ontology annotation, biological process: regulation of DNA repair. The coding region runs from base 7 to 2469 and encodes 820 amino acids. The record is from RefSeq and is a predicted model, not a curated record. NCBI's taxonomy places the organism in Eukaryota, Metazoa, Chordata, Actinopteri, Gobiiformes, Gobiidae. Gene Ontology annotation, cellular component: replication fork. The transcript is spliced from 18 exons. Gene Ontology annotation, molecular function: single-stranded DNA binding.
GCUGUCAUGGCGGCGGGCUGCGUCUUCCACAGAACCCUGGUCCGAUCCCAGUCCAGACCCGAGUCCAGACCCGAGUCCAGACCCGAUUCAGGUCAAAACCAGUCUCCUGUUGUGUGUCGGGAACAGCUGGUAGUUUUGGAUGUGGAACGUUACACCAGAGACCAAAGUUCAACCCUGUGCUUCCCCCAAAACAUCUUCCAUAGUCCAGAUCUUUACGAUUUGACUCUUUUUGAUGGUGACUGUCUUCUGCGAGUCUCGUUGGAUCCAUCUCUCAACCGUUUGGUAGAAAAACACAUUCUUUGUCAUGGAUCUGUUAUAAAGAGCACAACCUUUAGGACCAGCUUGGCACUGCAGCUCCCAGAAUGCUCCACUACCCAGGACACAGAACCCGUACCUCAUACAGACAGUUUCAGCCUGGUCUCUCUGGAGGUCUCUGGUCUUCAUCAGGACCUGGAUCCUGGUCCAUUGUCCUGGUUUGGGUCUAGUCCUGGCUCAGAUUCUCAUGUUGGUGAUGCUGGAGUUUUGCCGCUCAGAGCCAAACGCAGUGUGUUUCUGUCACUAUGGAACAACACCGAUCCCCACGGCAACAACUGGAGACGGACCACACCCACUGAGCAAGAGGAGGAGUCAGAUGAGGAAGAGCAAGAAAGUUUGGCUCCGUCUGUGUCUGUAGAGGAUCUCAAACUCAGAUUCUCAAGUUUUUCUGGUGGAACGUCCCAAAAGUUGCUCAUCGUUCGAAUCCUCCAGAAGUCUGCUCUGAUGUACUAUGGCCGAACGGAGCAAAACUGUGCAUGUCCUUUCAAGGCCAUUCUGGAAGUGUGUGAUGGAUCCGGCAGCGUGUGUGUGGUUCUGUGGAACAGUGUGUGUCUGGACUGGUACCUCUGUCUCACGCCCGGUGACAUCAUCAGCCUGCGACGCUUCAGAGUCAAACCACUGUACCAGGGACAGCGCCAGGACGAGAUCGAGAUCAGUGUGAACAGCAGGAACCCCGCAUCUCAGAUCAGAAAACUCUCAGAAUCCUUUGUGUCUCCAGAGCAUCUUCCCCCAGAGCCCACCUACUCCUUCUGCUCCAGUGCGGAGCUGCGCCACAAGCCUCAUGGGGAAAUCUGUGAUGUCAUCGGUUUGGUGAUGUUUUCAGGAAGAAGUGAACGGAUUCGCUCCAAAGAUUCUCAGGGUGCGGAGCUGUUCUCAGAGUACCGUUGGCUGCAGUUGGAGGAUGGCAGCUGCAAUCUGCCAAUCACAGUGAAACUUUUUGCGACAUCACAACCCGAAGUCCACAGACAACUGCUCCCAAUGUCAGUCGUGGUCUGCACUCGGCUCAAACUAGUCCGGACUCUGGAUCAGACCCAGUUCUACCUCACAAAUACCAACUACACCCAAGUCUACUGCACAGGUUUUGGACACCACUCUCAGAUGCCCUAUCGCAGACUGAAUCCAGUGAAGUGUUUCUUGAAGUGGCUUCGGACACAGGAUGACGGACAGGUCCUCAGCCGCGCUCUGAUUGGAGGAUUCUUCGUGUUCCCACACCCUCCCAUCACUAUGGAGGCCUUCAUGAAGUCACGCAGAGUUGCACCUUCAGUCCUGCAGGGAGCCGAGCUGCGCAGGGAGCUGGACCGACUCUGUUACCGCGAACGACGUAGCUUCUGUUUCCAGGCAACGGUCUCCGCGGUGACGCACUGUCGCCGGGGGCAGGAGGAUCAGUGCUUGUCCUGGUCUCUAACCCCACCCACUCCCUUGGCCACGCCUCUGUCCUCUCCUCUCAUUGGCUCCACUCCUCGCCCUGACCAAUCCCCUCGCUCCGUCAGAAGUCCCUCCUCUUGCUCGUCAUCACCUGCCAAUCAGCUCAGGCCCCGCCCCCUGGACCACACCCCCAGCCGUUCAGUGAAGAGGAAGUUGUUCCAGGCCCCGUCUCCAAACAAACGGUCUCCGUUUGCUGCACUCCGACCAGAGCCCAACCAUAACUCAGUGGUCUUGUUCGAGGCCUCUCUGGAGUUUCUGCAGGAAUCUGACGACCGAGAGGAAGACUCCACCUCUUCCUCUUACAUCACCACAUGUCCCACCCUCUCUCCCAUCGCCAUGGAGACGCUGCCCGUGCGCUUUGACCCCGCCCAAAAAGAUGAACUGGCUGUUGCUGUGACGAUGGGCGCAAAUAUGGCCAACACUGUGCACAAUUUCCAGUUCGCUUUUGAGGAUUACUACUCUCUCAGGCUGCAAGUCCUCUCUGGCCUGUCUCUGGACGUCCUCUUCCUCCCUGACUCCUCUCCGGCUCCACUGCGUCACUCAAACUCCUGGGCGGCCAUUUUGUCACACGGCGCCUUCUCCCCCCACGGCCCACCCCCCUCCCCUGCCGACCUCAUCGCCACGGCAGCACAGUUGUCCAAUCAGAGGCUGCUGUGCGUGUUGGAGGCGUGUCAUCUGGGCGGGGCCGCGGUGGAGCUGGUUCUGAUCCGAGCGUUUAUUUUGAACUGAGAGCGCCCCCUUUUCUUCAAACGGACAGAGACGGUACUACAACCACUUUAGAGUUCUACAACAAAAUAAUUAUUAGUGGGUAGUGGAAGGAGUGAUUGUUUAGGUAACACAAACUCACCUUAACAAGUGAUUCUGUGAAGAAAAAAAUAACAAAACUGUUGUUUUAUAAAGGAUAAAGGUGCACUAUGUAACUUUUCUGGUGGUGAGUUUGCGACAUGGUUGAUAUUGUUCCUUUGCUUGGAAUGUUCCACAGUAUGACAUUAACCAUGUAGAUCUUCUAUUUAUUCAGUUAGUGUUAAUUUGCUAAAAGAUCUAACCUCAGACUUGGUCUGGUGGCAUCGUCUCUAUGAAUACAGAAACGUUUAAUGGUAAAUGGUCAUGAUUUUUAUAGCGCUUUUCCACCUUCAAGGUACUCAAAGCACAUUACAAGUGCCAUUCUGGGGAACAUUCUAGGACAAACAAUAACAUCGCCAUGGAGACAAGCAGGAACCAAAGCCUCCAGCAGAAAGUUAAUGCACCUUUAACAAAAAAAAUCAUCUUUAUUUGAUAUGAAAAUGAUUUAGGAUUUUUUGCUUUUUUUAUUAAGAAAUAAUAGGUUGUGACAAAACAAUUCCGAUGCACCUUUUUUUUCUUUAUUUAGAAUUUAUUUAUUACAUCUUAAAUAUUGAUGCACUUUUGUUUUUCAUAUUUAUCAACACCACAUGUCUUAUUCAGAGUUUCCAUUUUAAUGUUUCGUAUGAACACUGUGAAGUUUUGUACCUUUCAUUUAUUUAUUACACAUCUAAAAUAUUUUUGCACUUUUGGGUGAUAUAAUUUAAACUUUUUCUUAUUUUAAUUGAUUUGAAAUCAUCUUUUGCAUUUGUACGUUUAGCGAGUUUGACUUGUUAAAAAAGAACACAAUUUUAUGUUGAACAAAUUUUGCAAUAAAUUUGACAUUGUUUGACCACUAAUUACUGACUAGAGAGAGUUCAGGGUUCUUCCUGUGUCUGAGUGACUUUAAUCUGACUUUCCCCAUCAGACUAAACUUUACAAUCACCCACACUACUCCUGACAGGUUCAAAGUAUCUUACUCCAC